CAUUCUGACCCGUAUUCGUAUUGUAAUUGUACUCUCACUACCUUUCUGUCUGUUGGGGCCUUUUAAAGAAACUGGACACCCUACGAAUUUUGUAAUAAAUUCGCUAGGAAGCAGGCAAAAUGAAAGUCACAAUCAAAAUGCUUCAGGGCCGAGAGUGCUUACUUGAGGUAUCUCCAGACUUGUCUGUCAUUGAUCUGAAAAAACUCAUCAGCCCACAGCUAUGCGUGCCCGUCGCAGAACAGAAGCUCCUCUUCCUUGGAAAACCCAUGCAGGAUGACAAGAAACUCGGCGAGUAUGCGGUGAAGGAAGGCUGCAAAAUUAACCUGAUUCGACGAGUGUGUGAUUCAACAAGUCAAGCAGCAGACAAGCCAGGAUUGCGAGACACCAUGCUUGCAUUCCUGCUGAAGCACAUGCCGCCAGACAAGGCCCUCAAGGUCUUAGAUGAGUUUAUGAAGGACUUCAACAAAUCCAUUAACAGUUUAAGCAUUGAUGACAUGGAGCGAAUUGCCAAGACUAGACUUCAAGAGGAAAAUGUGGAUGUGAUGUAAAUUUGUUGUAUUUUUUCUUGAUUACUGACUUAAUUUUAGACUAUGGUAUAAGAUUGAAAUACAUAACUUGAUUCCUAAUGAA
Molecule: messenger RNA, 630 nt
Organism: Cloeon dipterum
Lineage: Eukaryota; Metazoa; Arthropoda; Insecta; Ephemeroptera; Baetidae
Product: ubiquitin-like protein 4A
Exons: 4
Coding region: 120-548 (142 amino acids)
Biological process (GO): tail-anchored membrane protein insertion into ER membrane; post-translational protein targeting to endoplasmic reticulum membrane
Cellular component (GO): BAT3 complex
Molecular function (GO): protein-folding chaperone binding
Source: RefSeq, a predicted model, not a curated record